CUGUUUCGGCGAUCCAUUUUUUCCGGCGAGAGCUCCCCUCUUGGCGAUUUCAGCGAUCAGCUUUGCAGUUUCGGCGAUCUAUUUUUUCCGGCCACCAUGGCCGGCCAACGGCCGCUGGACCCCUCCCAUCAUCCUCCUGGCGUCCAGCCGGUUCUUUUAAGCCAUCACACGCCGGAAACAGCCGCUGGAAACGUCCCCGUCGCUGCUGCGAUCUCCAGCUCUUUGCCCCCAUUUUUUCCGGCGUAUUCCGGCCACAGCGACGUCCCAGCUCUCUUCCAGUCACUUCCUGGUGGUCAAACGAUUCUGGGAAGCCAUUUUGCAGGUCCAUCCGUUGCUGGAGUAGUGAGAUCGCACCCCACAACCAUGGCGGGUCUCCAGCCUUUGGACGUUGGGCAAGGUGCAAUGGUUCCUCCAAGCUCUCUUCCUUCAUGCACACCAACUGCUCGACUAAAUGUCUCAAAGGGACACUCAACUGCUGUGACAGAUUAUGUGAAGAUCAAAAUCCCUCUUGCUGCUUUUUCUUCCUUUAAAUGGCAAGAAAUUGAUGGGGCUGAGCUCAAAGGUUUGGUGGAUUCAGAAUAUGCUUUAUUGCAUGUACCUUUACCUUCCAUGGAACAAUACAAACGUCAUAAUGUCCAUGGCGCUGUUUUUCUUGCACUUAUGGGACCAGAUGGGUCUGCCUAUGGUGAGGGUCCAAUGGAAGAGGUGCAUCUACGUCCUAUCACCCAACCUCAUUUGUUCCAGCCUCACACUUUAGAACUUCCACAUGAAAGAAAAGCUCGGUUGGCUAAAGAAUCUGCCACUCCAGGUGCUUUUACGGCUGGGACUGAUUUGGUACCUCUUAAUGUUUCUAAGGAUAAGGAAGUGGCUGCCCAGACCCCUUCAAACCAGGCCCUAGCUCAUAAUCCAAGUCUUUUGGGUCCUAGGCCUAUUGACCAUGCACACGUUGGAGGGGGGAAAGGGGUCUCUUUUGCUGGUGUUAGUGCAGCUCCUUUGCAACAUAAGGGUGAUUUUCCUCCUCAAAAAUCCAUGCCUAAAGACACUAUGGUUGUGCAUGCUUCACGGGCAGGAGGAGCACAAAACACGUCAAAGCCAUCGUUGGCCCAAGUUGUUGCAGGUCCUUCGGCCCCCAGCGUCCCAAAAUCCUUUGCACAAGCUGUGGCAGGCUCCUCCACUUCAGGGCAGAUUCAGUUUAACGGACAAUUUCCCAUGCGACUGUUUCGGUGGUCCCCGGAAUUUAACGUUAAAACUGAAUCUUCUGUUGCAUCGGUGUGGGUGACGUUUCCUAAUUUGAGGGCAGAUUUAUUUAAUGAGAGUGCCAUCCACCAACUUUGUAAACCCAUUGGGAGAUGCUUGAAAGUGGACGUGGCAACGUCCACUUUCUCACGUCCCAAUGUGGCUAAGGCUAGGGUGGAAAUUGAUUUGUUGAAGCCUAGGAUUGAACAGAUAUGGAUUGGUUUUUCUGAUGCACCUGGCGAGGAGGAUGUGGGCAUGUUCCAGCCUGUGGAAUAUGAACGCAUCCCAAAGUACUGCACGGCCUGUUUUAAACAAGGUCACGAUAAUUUGUCGUGCAAUACUUUGGCUCCUAAUCAGGUGGAUCCGAGAGCAGUUGUUGUUGUUCCCCAACCUUCCACGACUGUACCCCCGACUGCCCAACCUUCUCGACGGAGGCGAAGCAGGAGUAGGGUCAGGCGUGAAAGGGAGGGGAAAGGUAUUGCCAUUGUUGAUGCAGGAACAAGCGUAGGCGGUUCUCAGCGGGAGGAGUCACAGUAUGUUUGGAGAGAGAAGACAGCGAAAGGGUCCAGACCUAUUCAGGUCGUGGACAAUGAUGAAGUUGGUAAGGGGGAGGGACCCUCAUCUAGCUUGCAGGCCUUUGUGCCCACUUCUUCACAUCCCUCCCCGAAUGUUGUUAUUCCUGAUGCUAGUUUAGUUCCUUCUACUACUGUUAACGCCAUGAGUCCCACACCUGUUGUGGUUGAGCAGUCGGUGUCCCAGAUCGUUGAGCCAUCUGUUCCUCCUACCGGAGUUGCGCAAGGCUCCGUUGUUGUUUCUUUGCCUCUUUCUACUUCUUCUUCUUCUCCUAUUGUACAUGUUCUUGAUCCUCAACCCCCCGAGCUGGCCCUUGCUAUGUCUAAUACUUUUGAUGCUUUGGGGGAGAUGCCUGGGGACAGUCAUGAUGUCUGUGCCUUUAAUACAGCUGCAUCUUCCAUUCCUUCCAAUUCGAGUCACCCGUUCCACUUCUUCGCGUUCCCAAUGAUGUUGCGGUUCCUCGUUUGGAACGCACCCUCGCAGAUUGACUACUUUAGGACGCUGUUGGGUUUCACGGGAGCUAGGGACAGGGAGCCGUUGUGGGAAUACCUUAGAGAGACACACGCCGCUCUUCCGGCUGACAUGGCAUGGGGGGUGGUGGGUGAUUUCAACUGUCUGCUCGAUCCCUCAGAGAAGAAAGGCGGCCGGCCGUAUGCUCCAGUUAAAUAUCGGCCAUUUGUUGAAUGCGUUGAGGAUUGUGAACUGGUUGAUUCUCCUUUCACUGGGGAGGAUCAUACCUGGUUCAACAAUCGAGUGGGUGGCGUGGAGAUUCGGAGCCGGAUUGACCGAUUGCUAUUCAACCGGCCAUGGAUGGAUAUGUUUUCUUGUUUGGUGCAUCACUUGGAUAGAGUUGGAUCUGAUCAUGCCCCACUGUUGGUGGAGUGUAAGUCUCAUGAGCGUCCUCCUGCGCGGCCUUUCACUUUCCUUAAUGUCUGGACAGAGCACAAAGAUUUUCAGAGAGUGGUGGUCGAUUCUUGGCGGGAGGAUAUGGCGGGCAGUCCCAUGUUUGUUUUUGGUGCUAAGCUCAAGCGUCUGGCACAUAGCUUGAAGGGAUGGAACCGAGACACCUUCGGUCACAUCUUUGAUAGGCUUAAGGCACUUGAGCAGGAUGUGCGAGAUAUUGAGCUGCAGCUGCAGACAGAUUCCUCCGAUGAGACCUAUAUUGAGUUUAAGCGGCGCUCUGCACUUUUGAACCGCCAGUAUCGUAUCGAGGAUGAGUUUUGGCGUCAGAAAGCCCAUGCGAAAUGGGUGACGGAUGGGGAGAGGAACUCGGGAUAUUUUCACUCUGUUGUGAAGGAUCGCCGGCGGAAGCUUUACAUUCACCGCAUACAGGAUGAUCGUGGGCAGUGGGUCACGCAGAGAGCUGCGAUUGCGUCGCAGGCGAUUGCCUUUUUUCAGGCCAUGUUCACUGCAGAUCCUAGUGUCACAUCUUCGGCCUUAGACAUGAUUCCACGGCUGGUCACUGCUGAUGAUAAUGAGCGGCUAUGUGCUGUUCCGGAGAUGGAGGAGGUCAAGUCUGCGGUCUUUGCUAUGGAUUCUCUGAGUUCCGCAGGACCCGAUGGCUUUACUGGGGCUUUUUAUAAGGCCGCUUGGACGAUCAUUUGCACGGACUUAUUGGCGAUGGUGCAGGCUUUUUUCUUGGGCCACGAUCUGACUCGUUCCCUCACGCACACUUCUAUUGUUUUGUUGCCCAAGAAGCCCAAUCCUGUGACCUUUGCGGACUUUAGACCCAUUAGUUUGUAUCCUGCAGUUGCUCGGUUUACACAGCCCCGUGAUGCACCACAUAUCCAUCAUCUUGCCUACGCCGAUGAUAUUGUCAUCUUCACUUCGGCAAGGGGGAACACCUUGGAGAGGGUUCGAGCAGUUUUACAGUCAUAUGAGCAGAUUUCAGGCCAGGCUGUCAGUUUCGCUAAGAGUGCCUUCUAUAUGCACCCUAAGGCAUUGGCACCCGCGCUGGAGCGUGUUCGAGAUACUCUCGGGUGUUCAUUGGAUGUCCUUCCAUUAACUUAUCUUGGUUGUCCUAUUUAUCAUGGUCGGAAGCGUAUUCAUUACUUUGAGCCUGUUCUGAAGAAGAUGCGGGAUAAGUGUUGUGCGUGGAUGGGGCGCUACCUUUCUCCGGGGGGGAAGGCUAUUAUGAUUAAGAGUGUUCUACAGGCGAUCCCGACACACUUGCUUGCUGCACAUUUCCCUCCCAAAGCGGUGAUACGUGCCUUACAUUGCCAGGUCAACGGCUGUAGUGGAUAUUGGACGGAUGGAGUGGGCGAUAUGUAUCGCUCUGAUUUUAUGAUUGACCAUGAUGCGUUGCCACCUGACCUGCUACGGCAGUUGCGCCUUGAGCCUCCAUCACUUGUCUCUGAUCAUGCCGAUAUUCCGAUUUGGACCCCCUCUACGGAUGGGAAGUUUACUCUUGCUUCUGCUAAGGAGCUGCUGAGACCGAGGAGGGUUGAUGAUGUUGAGGAUACUGUGUUUAAGAGGUGCUGGCAGCGGCACCUACCUUGGAAGAUGUCCUUCUUGGUAUGGCGCGUGUUGGAGAGACGCAUUCCCACUGAUGAUGUCCUGGCGAGAUUUGGGAUUGUUUUGCCCUCUCGUUGUUUCUGCUGUUCGUCGCCAGAGUCAGCCCAUAUCAGGGGUGCACAUCAUAGUUUGAGGUCUGUCAUGAGUAUAUGGUGGGCGCAGAGGCCGAAGAGCAGGAUGCUCUCGUUCCUAUUCCACCGCCUGCCGAUGAUCAUUCUUUGGGAGCUUUGGACGCACUAUGCUGCGUGCAAGUAUGGGGAUGCUCGACCCAACUUCGCACGCAUUAUCUUUCGGGUGACUACGGCGAUGUCAGAGUGUAUCUAUCGUCGCUGGCCUAGCGGAGGUCUUUUGCCUCCCCGAUGGUCGGUGAUAAUGGAGCAUGUUCGACGAGGAUCUGGACGCAGGAGGGUGGUGCCGAUUCGGUGGGUCCCACCGCCGGAUGGUUCCAUCAAGGUAAAUGUGGUGAGGGCUCCGCUCCGUUGGGCAUAUGCAGCGAUCGUACGUGACUCGACAGGUAAGUUUCUCUAUGCUCUCUCUUCUAUUGCAUUCAGGUGGGACCCAGUGGAGCGUGGAGGGAUGGACGUGCUUCUUCGGUGUAUUCAGUGGUGUAUAUCCCAGUCCUUCUUGCGUAUCCACGUGGAGUCCCACCAUUCAGAGUUAGCUUGCUUCUUUAGAGAGGGUACCCCGUGGUACCUUCAUGAUGUUUAUGCUAGACUGCGUUUCUUCUGUUCUAUCGCGACGGUCCAGUGGUUUCAUUGUGACGUUCGGGCGAAUGGCCCGACGACUGAGUUGGCAUUGUGGGCCGUGGAUAGUACAGAGGGGACGCGGGAGUUUACUAAUCUGCAGGAUCUUGAUAUUCGGGUACGAUCUCUCCUUCCUAUGGACGAUCUGCCUUUCUUUCGCAUUGAUGAGGAUGGGGGUAACCCCUAGUUGCACUUAUUUGCGUGCCUUAACGACCGCGUCUGCGGUUAAGAGGCGCACGUAUGUACCUGCGGUUAAGGGGUGCCCGU
Messenger RNA from Cuscuta campestris, 5333 nucleotides. NCBI's taxonomy places the organism in Eukaryota, Viridiplantae, Streptophyta, Magnoliopsida, Solanales, Convolvulaceae. The record is from the annotation of a GenBank genome assembly.